AUGAGCAAUAAUGUCAUCACGCUACAAGUUGGACAAUGUGGAAAUCAGGUUGGACACUCAUUUUUUAAAGCCUUAUCCUCGCAAAUAAUUCAAAAGAAAACAUCGUCUACAAUGAUCGGAACACAAUCAAUACUUCAUGAGGAAACUGUUUUACCAUUCGGGGAUGGAGCUUUGGAUUGCUUUUUCAGACCAAAUACAUCAAAUACUGGAGAUUCAAUGAUAGCGAGAGCAGUACUUGUAGACAUGGAGCCAAAAGUUAUACAACAAACACUAAAUUUAACGAAUCGGAGAGCAGAGGGAAAUUUAUUUGAAUACAGUGCCGCAAGCACGUUUCACAAACAAUCGGGAAGCGCAAAUAAUUGGGCCUAUGGAUUUAAUUUUCAUGGGCCAAAUUCUGCUGAUGCAAUCAUGGAUAUUGUGCGGAAAGAAGCUGAACAUUGUGAUGGAUUGUCUGGAUUUAUGCUUCUUCAGAGUAUGGCUGGAGGCACAGGAUCAGGGCUUGGAUGUUAUCUUUCGGAGCAACUUCGUGACGAAUUUCCUCAUUCUUUCAUUUGCAAUCAAGUGGUUUGGCCUCACGAAGCUGGAGAAGUUAUUGUUCAAAACUAUAACACACUUCUCACACUACAAAAAUUAUAUGAAAUUUCAGAUGCUAUUUACAUUUUCAAAAACGAUCAACUGGAUCUUACCUGCAAACGAUUAAUGGGAAUUCCAAGCCCCUCGUUUAAUGACAUGAAUAAGGUAAUUGCAGAUCAUCUCACAUGUCUCACAUUACCAAGUUAUCAUUCAAACAACCCAGAACAAGAAUGUCAGUUACUAUUUGACCCAAUUCAACACUUGUGUGCUCAUCCAGCAUACAAAAUUUUGAAUUCUAGAAUUAUUCCUCACAUAUCUUCAAAAAGCAAGGAUUACAGCGUUUUUAGAUGGGAAGGUUUAUUAAAACAUUUACAUCAAAUGCUGAUUGCUGACGCACCGAUUGAAGAAUGCAUUAACUGGAAGCUCAACACCACAGAUAAGAGAUGGUUUGGCUUUCUUAAUAGAUCCAUUUCAAAUUUAAUGAUUUUAAGAGGAAAAGAAAUUAGUGGAAUACCUGCCGACAGUAUCAGUCCAUUCUUUAACAAGAACAUUUACUCUAGUUUUUUGUCUCCUAAAGAGGCAAUGAAAUUUUAUCUUAACGAAAACCCUGUUGGAUUCAAUGGUUUUGAGAAGACUGCCUAUUUGUUGAGUAAUUGUCAAUCCAUUGUCUCUCCUCUUGAAAAAGUAAUUUCAAAAGCGUUCCAAAUGUUCAACGCAGGAGCUUAUUUGCAUUACUACAGCAAAUACAAAGUUGGAAAAGAAGAAAUGGAGGAAAUGUUUAUUAGGACAGAACAAGUAUUAUUCGACUACAAAAAUGUGUAA
This is a messenger RNA of Naegleria lovaniensis, 1395 nucleotides long. RefSeq lists its product as uncharacterized. Gene Ontology annotation, cellular component: cytoplasm; microtubule. Gene Ontology annotation, biological process: microtubule cytoskeleton organization; mitotic cell cycle. Lineage: Eukaryota; Heterolobosea; Eutetramitea; Acrasida; Naegleriidae. The record is from RefSeq and is a predicted model, not a curated record. The transcript has a single exon. Bases 1 to 1395 code for a protein of 464 amino acids. Gene Ontology annotation, molecular function: structural constituent of cytoskeleton; GTP binding.